AAAACAGUCAGUUUUGGAAAUCUCGGUUGGUUUGACCGAUUCAGUCCUGCAGCUGGCCCCGGCAGAGCUGCCUGGAGAGCCACCGCAGCCCCAGCCCAGUGUUUCCCCUCGGAAACCCACCAAGGGCUUGCGCUGCCAGCCAAGCGGCUGGUAGCACGAGGUUAGCAUCAGGCAAUAAGAUGCACUUUAAAAUUUGUUAGUAAAACUAAAGGUUGGAGGUAGAGUCUAAACUUCUUCCGGGCAGCCCUCUAUAACAUUUCUUUUCCACAUAAUUCUCCUGAUGGAAGACCAACCGGGGUUCCCUUUCUGCUGUUCGUGCUGAAUGGUUGCUUGGAGAGGUGGUGAAUGAGUGAAGAUAGGCUCAGUGAUGGUUCAAAUGUGGGGAUUGCUCCAAAUGUGGUUGCUGCUGAUGCUGCCCUGGGAAAAUGCCUUGAUAGGGAAUUAACACCAUUCAGUGAUGGGCUGUGGGACAAGCAAAGUGCUUCCCGAGCCCCCCAAAGAUGUGCAGCUAGACCUGGUUAAAAAAGUCGAACCGUACACAGGCCACAGUGACAUAUACAAGCAUUUCAUCAAAGAUGACUGUGGGACUGUCAUCAAAGUUGGCUCUCCCUCACCUCCACACCACGCGAACCCGUACCCGGGGAACCACCUGCCUGCCCAUGUGGACCGACCCGAACCCCGCAAGAACAAAGUGGCUAAAUACCGCGCCAAAUUUGACCCCAGAGUGACAGCCAAGUAUGACAUUAAAGCCCUGAUCGGGAGAGGGAGUUUUAGCCGUGUUGUACGGGUGGAACACAAGGCUACCAAGCAGCCCUAUGCAAUCAAGAUGAUAGAGACCAAAUACCGGGAGGGAAGGGAAGUGUGCGAGUCAGAGCUUAGUGUGCUACGACGGGUUCGGCACACCAAUAUCAUCCAGCUUAUUGAGGUGUUUGAGACCCAGGACCGUGUGUACAUGGUGAUGGAAUUGGCGACCGGAGGAGAACUGUUUGAUCGAAUCAUUGCUAAAGGUUCCUUCACUGAGAGAGAUGCGACACGUGUGCUGCAGAUGGUAUUAGAUGGUGUGAAGUACUUGCAUACGCUGGGUAUCACACACCGGGACUUAAAACCAGAGAAUCUGCUCUAUUACCAUCCAGGAACAGAUUCCAAAAUCAUGAUUACGGACUUUGGACUGGCAAGUGCUCGGAAGAAGGGAGAUGACUGCCUGAUGAAAACCACGUGUGGGACCCCAGAGUACAUUGCUCCCGAGAUCCUGGUCAGGAAGCCGUACACAAACUCUGUGGACAUGUGGGCGCUGGGUGUUAUCUCGUACAUUCUCCUGAGUGGCACUAUGCCCUUUGAAGAUGACAAUCGCACCCGCUUGUAUCGGCAGAUCCUGAAAGGAAAAUACAGUUACUCAGGCGAGCCCUGGCCCAGUGUGUCCAACCUGGCCAAGGAUUUCAUCGAUCGUCUACUCACAGUGGACCCCAGUGACAGGAUGACAGCCCUUCAGGCCCUGAAGCACCCGUGGGUGGUCAGCAUGGCAGCCUCGUCCUCCAUGAAGAACCUGCACCGUUCCAUCUCGCAAAACCUUCUCAAGAGGGCAUCUUCCCGCUGCCAGAGCACCAAGUCUGCACAGUCCACCCGCUCCAGCCGCUCCACCAAAUCCAACAAGUCGCGGCGGGUUCGGGAACGGGAGCUGCGAGAGCUCAACCUGCGCUACCAGCAGCAGUACACUGGCUGAGCACUGGGCUGGGACCUGCUGGGUGUCUUUCCAGAUGUCUUCUCUGCGGCGUAGGUGUGCAGCACCCUUUGCUGCAUGCUCACUCAGUGAGGAACAUCCAGGUUCCUCCCUCCCUCCCUCCCUCCAGGCAUCCCCCCCAUCCAUGAGGAGGUGUCCUGUCCCCCCAUGCGGAGGAAAGGGAAUCUCAUGGUAGCCUUCACACCCUGUGAGCUGUGCCGUGGGGUCUUGCGCAGGAAACGGGGGGGCCCUUGUGGGCUCCGAGCACAGCUCAGAGCCUCAAGUAACACACAAAUUAAGGAGCCACGUGGGGAGAAGAGCUCUUUCUGUAGCCCAGGAGCUUGGCUGUUCAUAGUUAUUUAUUAAUUCCAGAGCGUUAAAUUUCUCUCACUUGUGUAUGAAAAAAAAAAAAAGAAAUCACUUUAUGUGUAUCUACACGCACAUAUGUGUGUGCAAAUACACGUGUGGGUGUGUAUAUGUAUUUCAAAAUUACAUAUACACAAAUUUUGAGCUGGUUUAGUCAGACUCUGUGGUGUCUUUGCAGUGAAGCUGGUAUGAGUCACAUGCCGUUAGAAGUAGGAUAGCUCUGACUCACCGGCGUGCUGCCCACCAGCAAUUUGUGCCGGUACGGCGCCAAGGAGAUGCCAGACAGCAGUUUUCCGUGACGGCUGGGAAGCUGCGAGGUUUUCCCCGAGGGCUGCCAUCCACCUGAUGACGUCAAGGGUUUACUCAAGCUGUGCGAGAGCUGCUGUGCAAAUUGGCAGCUAGGCUGAAGUGCUGUGAGCUUGGAGCUGUUGUCCGGUUCCUUUGAUCCAGAGUGAGUGGGUGCUUCUGAUGGAGGGGUCAUCAUCCUGCAGGAACUUCAUGGUACACAGAGAGAUGUUUUUGGGGGGUUCCUUGCUGUCCCUCUUGAAUUAUCCUUUCGCUAUUUGGAGUGAGACCAGUGCCUACCAUGCAGGGCUUGUUGUUCUUGCUGUGACCUGGCCCUGUCGUGUCUGUGACCUGUUACACGUCUUGUGCCCUUCAGCCUAGCAUUACCGACUGCCAUCACUUCACCAAAACUUCGGUGGGUUCAGGUAUUGUUCUCUGUCUGCAGAUUUUAUGGGGCUCCCCUGCUUUGUGUGCCUGUUCUGCCCUGGUCUUGCUGUCCCUGCUCUGGGACAGUGAAGUGGUUGGUGGGAGCUGUCGGGAUGGUGACAAAUGGCUCUGUAGCCAUCAGGGUAGGGGAUUGGGUGGUGGAGGUCCAGUCCUGGAACAUCAGCAUUGAUAACGCCCUGGAGACGUUGCCCAAACACCUUAGAGCUGUUAGGGGUGACUUAAAUUAAACAGGAUAAAGCUGCCUUUUGGGUUUCCUUGUGCUGGGUGGGUGAUGCAGGGGCCUCUUGGGAAGGACCUCUCAGGGGAGGUGGAGGCUGUAGAGCUGAGCUUUGUGCAAGCCUGCUGAGAGAUCUUCCCAACUAGUUAGAGCAGCAAAGAGGGGCUGAUGGCGCAGUCUCUUGUGGUAGCAGAGACAAGAUCUGCAGCCAAGGAGAAUGCUGGUUUUUGAAAGUCUUCAUAUGAAGCCAGGCGGUUUGCUUCAUGCUGUGCUCUUGGGGAGCGUUUGCUUAGCUCUGGGCUGGAGAGGCAGGCUGUGCCAGCUCAUGGCCUUUCCACCCAGGAUUGAUGUCCAUGCUGCUGUGUUUUAGUGUCAGCAAGGUUUUAAGUGGUUGGUCGCAUCUCCAGGGAGCUCUAACUCAGGCCACAGCCCCUCUUGGUCAGCAAACAGCAAAGCAGCACGGCUUCCAUGGGAGAAGACUGAGUUUUCUGUGCUAAGUUAAAAAAAAAAAAAACAACCAGGAAUUUCUAGGGAUGUGCUUCCCACCCCAAAGCUGGGAUGGGCCAUAACCACUGUGAGCACAGCUCAAUGUGCCCAAGCGUGUGGUGGGGAAUACACCAGAGGAAACCUGAGGGCAGCCAUUGUGCGUAGUGGGGGUGAAUUCUAAAUCCUUUGCAUGGGUUUGCAUGUUAUUUUGAAAACUCUGGAUCAUUUGCAGGCUGCCUUUUCUCUGAGUGGCUGUUCUACCAUAUCACAUGCAGUCUUUCUUCCAUCAGCAUUAACGGAUACCGCAGAAUUACCAGAAAUUUUUUUUUUCAGCUCUGUAGACUGGAAAAAAAAAUGUUUCUUCUGCUUCUGUUACCUUCUCAACCUUCCCUGGUUCGUUACCAUGAACUAGAACCUCGGUGUGAUUUCUGCUAAAAGAGGCAGCUUGCCACGUUCUGCUUCAUAAACAGUUCAUUGCCCCUGCAAACAGCUCUUCAGAAGCAGCAACCACUCUGAGACAAGCAUCAACUGGAAAAUUGUUCUUCCCCUCCCUGUUAAGAGACAGCAGGGUGCUCCUCUUGGGGGGCCUCUGGUUUUGAGCCAUCACUCAUAAGAGUCUUCCAUGUGUUUGGAGCACCACAGCCAGGCACUGUGAUCUCUUCUCCCUCCUGGCUGCUUUCAUGGCCCUCCCCAGAUUAUCUUGCAUGUUUGUCCUCAAAGUAGGUAUUUUGCCGACAUGAGGAGGUCAAACUGAUGAACUGAGCCAAGACCUCUAGAACCUGAGACCCUUUCUUUUAACCACUAGACCAUCAAAACGCACAGAUGCCGUGCAGAUGUCUACCCACACUGUUCGUGCUUUCCCUGCUGGGGGAUAGAUGAAGGUGGAGAGGAGGUCAGGAUGUUGAGCUGUGGUCUGACCCAGCUUGUUUCUCCCCAAGCAGAAUGAAUCUUCUCAUCCGUGAUGAGUUUUGCUUUGUUGCUCUUUUCAUCAGUAGGUUUUUCACCAGGAAAAGCUCAAAGCGAUGUCAUUCGUGGUGAGUUUGGGGUGGAAGAUGCUUUGGGAAGCGAGAUGUUGCUACAUAGAUCUCUGACAGUGUCGGCCUUCUGUGAUGAUACCCUACGACCAGGGAGGUGAAUUGGAAGAAGGGAGGAUCCUUCAUGUACCUGAGUAGUACUGGGUAGCUGAAAUCUGCCUCUUUGGGGUAUGGAGAUGCGGUCCUCGCUAUUAGGGAAUUGCACCUGACCAUUAGGGAGUUGCACCAAAAAGGACCAAGUCCAUCCCAUGAGGGGCUUUGGCUUUUCUAGAAAAAGAAUGCUCCAUUCUCUCUACAAAUGCAAUGUUUUCUUGUUUGCAUGGAAAAAUCAAUGUAAACACGGGGAAAAUCUUUAUGGGCUUUCCUUCUUCCAUCAUUUGAUUGUAACACUCUGGCUCAAUCGCUCUUCUUUUUCUAUACCCAGUAUUUGCAGGAACCCAGAUGACAGCAUGUGUGGGCAGAGGGGAGACUAGCAGAGCUCCGUCCAAGUGCCCCUUGGAGCCCUAGGGGGUCUUUCUGUUUUCACUCUGCCUGGAAAACUGCCAUGGUCCAAAUGCUAUGUUGCAAGAUCCAGCUCCAGAACAAUUCCUUGUGUGCUUUCAUCCUUGGCAACUGUGGCACGUUGUCAGCUGGGUCUGGUGGGGAGGACAGGCAAAGUGCUGUAAUUCUGAGGAGUCGUUCAGGUGCCUUCAGUCUGUCCUCUCAGAAGCUCUUCACUGUGAAUUAUCCUGAUCAUCUGUCUUCGUAUCUAUUCCACAGAAGCGUCUUGGCUCUCAGUUUCUCUCAAGUCUCAGGAGUUUACACUUUACAGGAGUGCCUUGUUCAGGGAUUUUAGAAGCUAAAAUCUCUCUGAAAUGUCUUUUGUUUAAUUUUAAAAUCUCUUUCUUUAUCUCUUAAUGGUGGUUCUUAGUUUGGCUUGCAGGGGUUUUUGGAAGAUUUCCUCUGGUACUGAAUUAGCUGGGAGACUGUGGGUAACAAAUGCAUGUUCCAGGCCAUGGCUGAGUUGCUUUAUAUUAGCAGGGGUGCAGAUCUCUGUAAACCAGUGCUUUUGUUCUCCGUGCUUCUGUUCAUACAGUGAAAAUGAAGCUGGAAUGACACCUAGCGGCAAAUUGUAGUGUGUCCUUGUCCAAAUACACACUACUUGGUUACGCACACACAACUUGGGUACACACAACUACUGGUUACGUUCCCGCUGUUUUGAGGUGAGAUUCUCUUUACAAAGAGGAGUCCAGCUUUGGUGUGCUGAUGGUCCUGGACCACACCUGCAGUCCUAGAUGUUCAAUGGCUUUCUCAGCAUGGCACCACUUUCUCCUGAUCCCAAACCCCAGCAUUUUAGCCCAGACAGGGAUGAGCAUGUGCACCCACUGGAAGGGAUGCUCGAUGCCUGGGAACAGACACGUGUGGUCAACCCACCAGUACCUCAAGGAGAUGCUCACCAGCACCCUGCCUCAGGGUGACAUCUUAGGUGACACCAAGAGAAAGCAAAGCCUGAAGAUGCUGAGGCUGGAAGCAGUAGGUUUCAGACUUUCUCCCAUUGUGAGACACGAUGGAGCAGCUCAGGGUGUUGCUUCCCAGCAUAUUCCAUUUCAGGGAAAAGCAGCUUUAAGGAGUAGAGGGAAUUAGGGUUGUCUUCUGGAACUUAGCAGUACUGUGUAAAACAAUCCCUUCGUUUUGCCCUGGGAGUUUGGCUGCUCUCUUGGGGGAGAGAAUUACGGCUUCAAAGAUUGUGGCCUGUAGAUUCCUUGAUUAUUUCUUUUUUUGGUUUUUUGGAGGGUUAUUGGAAAUUAAUGUGAAAAGGUCUUCCAGAAGCAUCAGGUGGUCUACAGACUGGUGAAGCUUUGCAUCCAGAUUUUUGAGUACGUGAUGUAUUUUUCUAUGCAUUUUGCUAAAAGAGCAGUUAUUUGUGCACGUUUGUUUUAUUCUUACCCUUCUCAAGCUUCUAAAACCCAACAUGUCAACCCAGUGGCCGUGGAAACCUCCCUUCCUUCAAUCCAGAAGAAGUCUGUGCUGUUUAACACCGAGACUGUGAGAGCAUCCGGAUGCUCCUGCCCAUUCCUGGGGCUGCAUUGUUCUUGGAGGCGUACAACCAUAUGCGAGGGACAGCUUUACAGCCUUGUGAUGAGAGUAAGCCCAGGCGAAAGGGCUCUGCCCUGGCUUUGGUAGCUAUGUGGAAACCAGCCGCAGUGUAGGGCCCGCGUUAUGUCUUUGGUUUGGAAAUUAUAAACCCUCAAACUCUUUAACUUCUUUGGAGUUUGGAUAUUUCCUUCUUUUAGCUCAGAUAUUUUCUGCUCUGGUAAUUUACAUUCUCUCUUGUACCCUGCUCCAUUUUUCAAUCCUGCUUUCUACCGAGGUGUUUGGCUGAAGUGCUGAUAUAGUCAACUUUUAUCUAAUGCACAGUGCAAACCAGAAAUGGGAAUCGUCGUUAACUCGGCUACUGGGCAGCAGCUCUGGAUUUGGCUCUGCGGGAGCCAUGGUGAGUCUGGGAGCCAGGUCAAAGCAUCUGUGCGGUGCCUUGCAGGUGGGAGAAGGCUCCCUUUGAGGAUGCUACUGCGCAGGCUUGGCUCACAGUGAUUGUGUACAACACAGGACAGCUCAUGGGUGGCACUUACAGGCCUCUUAUUAGACUGCGUGGGUCCGUAUUCCUAGGUUGAGUGUCGGUACUAAAGUGUCGGGGGGUUGAGGCAGGGUAAAUCAAAAUCUCAGUUGUUUGACUUAAUUUAGUUUUCUAAAUUAUGCAAAGCAGCACAGAGGUUGGCUGAGGGUGGGGAGGGGGUCAGGGAAUCACACCCUCCGGAGGAGCUGCAGACUGUUCUCUGGCUGCAGUGUUAGCCCUGGGCUUUGCAGGGAGGGUGGCUGUGGCCUGGCCUCUCACCAGCCUGGCUUCAUCCUGGAAAAUAUCACCAAGUGCCUGUACCGCUCGGUGCCAGAUACCCAGCCCCAAGUUGCCUACGUCACUCUCGGGAGAUGUUUUUUGGUGCUUUUUUCUGACCACUCAGUCUCCUCUUUCAGACUGGAUUAGAAACACAGCCCUUGGGUGUGGCACAGGUGGGUGCCUGCACAUUCAGCUGGGGCUCACUGAGCAGGAAAUUUGCCAGAAAAAAAAUAAAAUUAAAAAAUGUGAAGCUGCAGGGAUGUGCGGUGGCAACGGUAUCGUGGAGCUUGGUACCUUCCACCCUCGGCGUCCCUGUGGUGGAGGGAUUGCGGGAGGCAACGGGCUGCUGCCUGCCCGAUGACGUGUUGGUUUUUUUCCCCUUCUCCCACUGUCCUCUCCUGCGCAGAGAUGCUGUAGAUCCCUCGGCUGUGCGAGGGGCGAGCUGCUCACUGCUGCUGCAAAUAACGUUGCCCUGUGUGUGUCUGCUGGCUGUGGCGGCAAUCCGCGGCCCCAGCAAAGUGCGUUAAAAACGAGCAGCUCCCCGUGAGCACGCCCAAAUGCCAUGGGUUUUCCUGUUGCCUGUCGCUACGGAAAGACACCUCCCGGGAAACUCUUGGGGAUUGGAGGUCUUCCGGCACUUGCUGUUAUUUUUGGUUGCCAAAUUUCCGGUGCUGGGUUGGAACGGUUUGGAAGUAACUCCGGUCGCAUCCCAUUAAGUCUCCUAACAGGGAUGUUUUGAGAAGCAUCCAGUUCUGUGACUUGCCUUUUGAGUCCUGCCUUUACACUGAGAACUGUCUCCCAGGAUGAGGUCCGAACCCAUUGUAGUC
Egretta garzetta (little egret) is the source of this 8251-nucleotide messenger RNA. RefSeq names its product protein serine kinase H1 (gene PSKH1). The transcript has 4 exons. The coding region runs from base 458 to 1720 and encodes 420 amino acids. NCBI's taxonomy places the organism in Eukaryota, Metazoa, Chordata, Aves, Pelecaniformes, Ardeidae. Gene Ontology annotation, biological process: protein phosphorylation. Gene Ontology annotation, molecular function: protein kinase activity; ATP binding. The record is from RefSeq and is a predicted model, not a curated record.